Molecule: messenger RNA, 2051 nt
Organism: Vicugna pacos (alpaca)
Lineage: Eukaryota; Metazoa; Chordata; Mammalia; Artiodactyla; Camelidae
Gene: TM6SF1
Product: transmembrane 6 superfamily member 1
Cellular component (GO): lysosomal membrane
Source: RefSeq, a predicted model, not a curated record
AAGCGGCGCGGCGCGGCGGCGGCGAUGAGUGCCUCGGCGGCCACCGGGGUCUUCGUGCUGUCCCUCUCUGCCAUCCCGGUCACUACGUCUUCAACCACCUGGCGGCCCAGCACGAUUCCUGGACAGUUGUAGGGGCUGCUGCCCUCAUCCUGCUCCUGGUAGCCCUGCUGGCUCGUGCCCUCGUCAAAAGAAAGCCGCCCCGGGACCCUCUAUUCUAUGUGUACGCAGUUUUUGGAUUUACCAGCGUGGUGAACCUCAUCAUAGGACUGGAGCAGGAUGGGAUCAUCGACGGGUUCAUGACCCACUACUUGCGAGAGGGUGAACCAUAUCUGAACACUGCAUAUGGGCACAUGAUCUGCUACUGGGAUGGCUCUGCUCAUUAUCUGAUGUAUCUGGUGAUGGUGGCAGCCAUAGCAUGGGAGGAAAGUUACAGAACCAUUGGCCUAUAUUGGGUCGGAUCUAUUAUUAUGAGCAUUGUUGUUUUUGUGCCGGGAAACAUUGUAGGGAAGUAUGGAACACGCAUUUGCCCUGCUUUUUUCUUGAGCAUACCAUAUACCUGUCUUCCUGUGUGGGCUGGUUUCAGAAUCUAUAAUCAGCCAUCAGAAAAUUAUAAUUAUCCCUCAAAGGUCAUUCAAGAAGUCCAAGCGAAGGACCUGCUGAGAAGACCCUUUGAUUUAAUGUUGGUUGUGUGUCUCCUUCUGGCAACUGGAUUUUGCCUGUUUAGAGGCUUGAUUGCUUUGGAUUGCCCAGCUGAGCUCUGCCGAUUAUAUACGCAAUUUCAAGAGCCCUACCUAAAGGAUCCUGCUGCUUAUCCUAAAAUACAGAUGCUGGCAUAUCUGUUCUAUUCGGUCCCUUAUUAUGUGAUUGCACUUUAUGGCUUAGUGGUUCCUGGAUGCUCCUGGAUGCCUGACAUGACACUGAUACAUGCUGGAGGUCUAGCUCAGGCUCAGUUUUCUCACAUCGGUGCUUCUCUUCAUGCUAGAACUGCUUAUGUCUACAGAGUCCCAGAAGAAGCGAAAAUCCUUUUUUUAGCAUUAAACAUAGCAUAUGGAGUCCUUCCUCAGCUCUUGGCCUAUCGCUGUAUCUACAAACCAGAGUUCUUCAUAAAAACAAAGACAGAUGAAAAAGUUGAAUAAAAACAUUAUUUUAUGUUCUUCCUUUCCAGAUUACUGACUUCUGUUAUCCUGGUGUCGGUAUCUUGUCCCAUUUCACUCUCUUCCCAUACAGGAACAUUUUAGAAUAAAUUCUUGCUCUGCACUGUAUGUGUGAGCUAUCAUAGGUAUUGUGUGGGUAGAUUUUUUUUGAAGGAAAAUUGAAGUUGUUCAGAAAGUUUGUUUAAAGAAAUAUAUUCAGAGUUAUCUGUGAAUAAACUUGGCCAUCUAUCUUAAUACUUUGUUUGCGCAUAUUAAAUGAGUGUGAAAAAUUCCAGUAGAGCUCCUACAAGAGUGAGCAUGAAAAGGAAACUAUUCCAAAGUGAAUAUGGUCUGUGCAUAUUAAAAAUUUCAAAAUAGCAAAUACAGAUUGGAGAAAUUUUUUUGCAUAUAAGAUAAAUAUGCUUUAUUAUCAACCUCAAUAUAAAAGGCAAAUAAAUCAUCAAAAUUUUAAAAUGUUGUUUGAAAAAUGUUUUCCCAAGGAAAGUAUAUUAUUUACUGCUGUUUUAAAAAUUGCUUUUAUUUAAAUUUUUUUGGUGAGACUAAAUAGCUAGGGAGGGAAUCUAUAAGUUUAUCAUUACCCUUAAUGCUUAUUUUAUUUGUGACUGGAAAGAUUUCUAUUGUAUUUCUGUGUAUAUCCUUAAUAAAAUUAUUUUUGGCUUUUUAUGAAGACAAAUCUUAUUAAGUUUGAAAUACUCUUUUUUUCAGAAAAAGUUCUCUAGGCUUUAGGCUUUUUAUUUUAAAAAUCUGUCAAGUUGUAUGUUCCAAUUCAAAUGUCAUCUACAUUCUCCUUAUGUUUUAGUGGGAGCAAUGAAGAGGACUUUGGAUGAAUUAAUUAAAUUUCAUUCAUUUUAAAUUAAAAUGUUCAAAAUUAAAAAGUACCUACCUUUUAAGGACAAA